AUGGAUCCCAUAUCUUCUUCACCAGUUCCUCCUCUCCAAACGCAAACACAGUACUGGACGUUCGAGGAGAAUAAACUGUUUGAAAAUGCACUUACUGAAUUUGAUCAUGUCUUUCCGGAUUUGUUUGAAAAGAUAGCUUGUCGACUGCCCGGAAAAACGAUCGAUCAGAUCAAACAACAUUAUGAAAACUUAGUCUAUGAUGUUGAAAUGAUUGAGGCUGGUUUUGUUCCUCUACCCAACUAUGAGGAAAGCAACGCUAGAGUUAAUUUAUCUUCUGCUCCUGGGGUCGGAUGCCAAGCCAAUAACCAGAACCAACGAAGGAAACCAAAUCCAUGGACGCCAGAAGAACAUAAGUUGUUCUUGGAAGGACUGGAAAAGUAUGGAAAAGGAGACUGGCGGAGCAUUUCCAGAAAUUGUGUCAUAAGCAAGACUCCAACUCAAGUUGCUAGUCAUGCGCAAAAACAUUUCCUUCGCCUUGAAAAAAAUUUGGCUUCUUCUACUACUUCAAGACCUGGAAGGAACCCAACAACCUCAAACACUGAUCAAGCUGCACCGCCAUCUGCCAAUGUUUCUGCUCCGCCAUCACCACCGCCUUUCAUGCCCAUCGAUACUUCACUACUGACAACAUCGUUGCCUUCUUUCUCCGACUUGAGUACCAUUGAAGAACUGGAUCAACUUUUGGCAUCAUAUACCCCUUCCGAUGAUCGCCAGCAGUGA
Molecule: messenger RNA, 717 nt
Organism: Tripterygium wilfordii
Lineage: Eukaryota; Viridiplantae; Streptophyta; Magnoliopsida; Celastrales; Celastraceae
Product: transcription factor DIVARICATA-like
Exons: 2
Coding region: 1-717 (238 amino acids)
Molecular function (GO): DNA binding
Source: RefSeq, a predicted model, not a curated record